Elaeis guineensis (African oil palm) is the source of this 4182-nucleotide messenger RNA. Lineage: Eukaryota; Viridiplantae; Streptophyta; Magnoliopsida; Arecales; Arecaceae. The record is from RefSeq and is a predicted model, not a curated record.
CCAACUCAUUGUGAUGACACUAUACAUAGCAUAAAACCAAAGAGAGUAGUACCAUAUAAACUCCUACUUGGGUUCAUGUCCCUUGCUUUCCAACAGUCAUAUUGUAGUUGAAUGGGGCAGUAGAUGUUUUGAGAUGGAGAAAGGAAAGACCUCAAUUUUCCAGCUCUUUCGAUAUGCUGAUACGGGUGAUAAAUUGCUGAUGUUGUUGGGUACAGUGGGAAGCAUUGGAGAUGGCAUGAUGUAUCCUUUAACGAUGUUUGUUCUCAGUAGGACGAUCAACACUUAUGGGAGUGCAAGUGCCUCGUUUACCAGGGACGAUGCUGAUAAGUAUACCCUCGAGUUACUACUUGUGGCAUUGGGAGUUGGAACAAGUGCUUUUCUUGAAGGAUUCUGUUGGACUAGAUCUGCUGAGACUCAGACAUCAGAGAUGAGGAGGAGGUACCUUGAGGCUGUCCUGAGGCAAGAUGUCAGUUUCUUCGACAGCAAUACUUCCACGACAGCAACCUACCAAGUAGUCUCAAGCAUCUCAUCUGAUGCUGAUACAAUUCAUGAUGUCCUAAGUGAGAAGAUACCCAACAUCCUCUCCAAUGUUACAGCAUUCUUCUCCACUAUUAUAGUAGCCUUCAUACUCUCAUGGAGGCAGACAAUAGUUACUCUCCCAUUUACUCUCCUUUUCAUUGUUCCUGGGGUUGUUUAUGGGAAGCUUCUGAUGGAGGUGGCAAAAGAGAUGGGUGAGGCAUAUGGAAUUGCAGGUGGUAUAGCAGAGCAGGCGAUUUCAUCGAUCAGAACUGUAGUCUCAUAUGUUGGAGAAUCUAGAACAUUAGAGAGGUUCAAACAAGCCCUUGAAAGAACUACAGCACUUGGGAUAAAGCAAGGCUUUAUAAAGGGAGUGGUGGCGGGGAGCAUGGGAAUGGUUUAUGCAGUCUGGGCUUUUCAGGCAUGGUUUGCUAGUGUCUUGGUGACAAAGACUGGGGCUCAAGGCGGCAGUGUCUUUGUUUCUGCAAUAUGUGUCAACCUGGGUGGACUGUCUAUUAUGAGUGCACUUCCAAAUAUCAAAUACUUCUCUGAGGCAAUGACUGCUGCUUCACGAUUAUUUGAAAUGAUUGACAGACUCCCUCCUCCUGACUCCAUUAAUGGAAGAGGGACAACUAUAGAAGAGCUAAGAGGAGAAAUUGAAUUCAAAGAUGUUAUUUUCACUUACCCCUCAAGACCUGAUAGCAUAGUCCUCUGUGGCUUCAAUCUUCAAGUGGCAGCAGGACAAACCAUUGGCUUGGUUGGUGGUAGUGGCUCCGGUAAAUCCACGAUCAUCUCCUUGCUCCAAAGGUUCUACAAUCCAGACAAAGGAAAAAUCCUCUUGGAUGGUCACAAUAUCAGAAAACUGCAGCUUAGGUGGCUCAGAUCUCAGAUUGGUCUGGUUAGUCAGGAGCCAAUUCUCUUUGCAACUUCUAUCAAAGAGAACAUACUAUUUGGAAAUGAGGAGGCCUCAAUGGAACUCAUUGUCAGUGCAGCAAAGGCAGCCAAUGCACAUGAUUUCAUCACUAAAUUACCCAAUGGAUAUGAAACUCAUGUAGGGCAAUUUGGUUUUCAGAUGUCUGGAGGGCAAAAGCAAAGGAUAGCAAUUGCCAGGGCACUGAUCAGAGACCCAAAGAUAUUGCUGCUUGAUGAAGCAACCAGUGCAUUGGAUGCGCAGUCUGAGAGACUUGUGCAAGAUGCACUAGAUCAGGCUGCAGUAGGGAGAACGACAAUUAUCGUUGCUCACCGGCUUAGCACACUUAGUAGAGCAGAUAUGAUUGCUGUUCUUCAGAUGGGGAAAGUGGUAGAAUUCGGUAACCAUGAUCAGCUCACCCAACAUAAUGGGGAAGGUGGAAUCUACUCUAGAAUGGUAGAACUACAGAAAGCAGUGGUGAGUGGAGAAGUUAGGCCAACAACAAGAAGCAGAAGUCAUGGUAGGACAAUGAGCAGUGUGAAUUCUACAAGUUCAAUCAUGCCCAGCUACCAAGAACAAUCAUGUGUCAAAGAAGGUGAUCCCCCGGGUCUCAAUCAAGUAUACUGUAAGCGUUCGAACCCUUCUCAAUGGCGACUCAUGAAAUUGAACAAACCUGAGUGGAAGAGAGGACUGCUAGGUUGCAUUGGUGCAGUUACAUAUGGUGCAAUCCCGCCCAUACAUUCCUUUAACUUGGGUUCAGUUCUCUCCGUCUACUUCCUCCAAGACAAUGAACUUAUCAGGUCGAAAACAAGAUCAUACUGCUUCAUAUUCCUGUCCCUGGCAUUCAUCACUCUCACUGCCAACAUUAUGCAACACUACAACUUGGGAAUCAUGGGGGAGAGGUUGACAAAGAGGGUAAGAGAAAAUUUUCUAGUGAAGGUUCUGUCCUUUGAGAUUGGGUGGUUCGAUGAAGACGAAAACUCAAGUGCAGCAAUUUGUGCAAGAUUAGCCACAGAAACGAACAAGGUUCGGUCCCUUGUCGGAGACCGUCUAUCACUGAUACUUCAGUCCUCUACUGGAAUUUUACUUGCUUUCAUACUUGGACUUGUGAUCACUUGGAGGCUAGCAAUUGUGAUGAUUGCCAUACAACCUUUGGUCAUUGCCAGUUGCUAUCUGAGGAAAGUUCUGAUGACCACCAUGUCGAAGAGGGCCAAGAAAGCACAAAUUGAAGGAAGUCAGUUGGCAAGUGAAGCUGUAGUGAACCACAGGACCAUCACUGCAUUCUCUUCUCAAAAGAGGAUGCUGGACCUCUUUGAAAUUGCUCAAGAAGGGCCAAGGAAGGAGAACAUUAAGCACUCUUGGUUCUCAGGCCUGUGUUUGUUCCUCUGCCAGUUCAUUACCACGGCUGCUGUAGCAUUGACCUUCUGGUAUGGAGGAAGGCUAAUGGCAAAAGGCCUGAUAACCUCGAAACAUUUGUUCCAAGCUUAUUUCGUCCUGAUGAGUAUAGGUAAAUAUAUAGCAGAUGCAGGAAGUAUGACUUCUGAUUUGGCAAAGGGUACAGAUGCAGUCAGGUCAGUUCUUGAAAUACUUGAUAGGAGAAGUAAGAUUGAGCCAGAUGAUCCAGAAGGAAUUAAGGAGAAGACUCUCAUCAUAGGUGAUAUUGAGCUCAAGAACGUGUCUUUUUAUUAUCCAACAAGACCUGAACAGAUUAUUCUCAAUGGACUAAAUCUGAAGAUUGAAGCUGGAAAAACACUGGCAUUGGUCGGACAAAGUGGCUCCGGCAAAUCGACUAUUAUCGGGUUGAUCGAAAGAUUCUAUGACCCAUCAACAGGUUCUAUAGAGAUUGAUGGACAGAACAUCAAAAGCUACAAUUUGAAAUACCUUAGAUCUCACAUUGCAUUGGUCAGCCAGGAGCCAACUCUCUUUGCAGGAACUAUUCGCGACAAUAUCUUAUAUGGAAAAGAGAGUGCUACUGAGAAUGAGAUAAUGAAUGCAGCAAUGCUUGCCAAUGCUCAUGAAUUCAUAAGCUGCAUGGAGAGUGGCUAUGAAACACACUGUGGAGAACGAGGAAUUCAACUCUCUGGUGGGCAGAAACAAAGAAUUGCAUUAGCUCGAGCAAUACUGAAAAACCCAGCAAUUCUGCUCUUGGAUGAGGCCACCAGCGCACUGGACAGUGUGUCAGAGAACUUAGUUCAGGAUGCAUUAGACAAGAUGAUGGCAAGUAGGACAUGUAUUAUUAUUGCUCAUCGGCUAUCUACCAUACAAAAAUCAGACUCCAUAGCACUGAUAAAGAAUGGAAAAGUCGAAGAACAAGGAUCUCAUUCUGACCUACUUGCUGUUGGACAUGGUGGCUCAUACCAUGAACUCAUAAAAUUACAGCAAGAUAGCUCACAUCACAUACAGCAUACACUCUGAAUGCGUCCAGGGUCAAGUUUCUGGAAGGCAGUCAGAAAGUGUUAAUAGUUAAGAUAUUUGAUAAAUUGGUGAGCUCAUCAUUACUUGAUACUCUAUAGCCUUAUGAUGCUUGCUAGUUGCUAUGGUCAGUCAAAUCUUCCUACCAGAGGCUUGGAGGCUGCUUAAUACAGCAGGCCACCAAAGUUUGAACCAAAACUUGCCAUACUGGUUGGUUCCAUAUUGUAUCGGAUGUAUCUUAUUGUAUUGUAUCGAUACAGAACUGGUAUGCAGUCUCAUACCGUAUUAACACUCGGUAUACCUAACCAUUUUGUACCAUCAGACAUACCAAUAUUGUAAUAAGA